Messenger RNA from Bombina bombina (fire-bellied toad), 2764 nucleotides. It is a transcript of the gene UCK2, whose product is annotated as uridine-cytidine kinase 2. Bases 53 to 838 code for a protein of 261 amino acids. The transcript is spliced from 7 exons. Gene Ontology annotation, molecular function: kinase activity; ATP binding. The record is from RefSeq and is a predicted model, not a curated record. Lineage: Eukaryota; Metazoa; Chordata; Amphibia; Anura; Bombinatoridae. Gene Ontology annotation, cellular component: cytoplasm; cytosol.
AGAGCCAGGCAACGGUCGGAGGGAGGGAUCUAGGCUCACACACCGGGACAGCAUGGCUGGGGACAGCGAGCAGGCUCUGCCGCACCAUCCCACACACGGCGGGCAGCCCUUCCUUAUCGGGGUGUCGGGGGGCACUGCCAGCGGCAAGUCAUCAGUAUGUUCGAAGAUUGUGCAGCUUCUGGGGCAAAACGAGGUCGACCAUCAUCAUAAGCAGGUGGUGAUGCUGAGUCAAGACAGUUUCUACAAAAUAUUAACUCCAGAACAGAAGAUUAAAGCCCUAAAGGGACAGUUCAAUUUCGACCACCCAGAUGCCUUUGACAAUGAACUCAUCUUAAAGACACUCCGAGAGAUAAUGGAAGGAAGAACAGUUCAGAUUCCAGUCUAUGAUUUUGUUUCUCAUUCCAGGAAGGAGGAGACUGUGACCGUAUACCCAGCAGAUGUGGUGCUUUUUGAAGGAAUCCUGGCGUUCUACGUUCAGGAUAUCAGGGACAUGUUUCAGAUGAAGCUAUUUGUAGAUACUGAUGCUGAUACACGGCUCUCUAGGAGAGUUCUCAGGGAUAUUAAUGAGCGAGGACGGGAUUUGGAGCAGAUUCUUUCGCAGUACAUCACGUUUGUGAAGCCGGCCUUCGAAGAGUUUUGCCUCCCGAGCAAGAAAUAUGCUGACGUGAUCAUUCCUAGAGGUGCCGACAAUCUGGUUGCGAUCAACUUGAUUGUCCAGCACAUCCAGGAUAUCUUAAAUGGUGGUUUAACCAAGCGACAGACCAACGGCUAUAUGAACGGUUGCACGGGCUCUCGGAGCAGACAUCCCUCCGAGUCUAACAGCAGCCGUCCUCACUAAGUGCAGUCCAUGCCAGGGAUACAGCUGUGGAAUAUGUACAUACUAAUACAAAACAAAUUAAAUACACAGUGCCCCUUCACUCCUGGAGAGCUUAGUGGGUGUUUUCUUUGUCGGAGAAUGUUGCCUUUAUUGGCCAAUAAAAUUGUGCCAAGUGCGCUACAGGAAGCUGGGAGAUGCUAUAACUGGAACCAAACCAAACUCUUACAAGACUUUGCUUAUCCAUCUGGAAAUUGGUUAAAGGAAAAGAAAAAUCUUUGAACUAAUAAUGUGCUGAUGCUUUUUUUUUGUGUGUGUUUUUUUUCUACUUUUAAUGGGUGUGGGGCAUUAAGUGGGAGCCAAUGGAGGUUUGACAGACAAACAAAACUUGAAACAGUAACUACUGCAAUGAUGACAUUCAAAACAUCACCUGGGAAUCCAUUAUCUUUACAUAGAAACAAUAGAUCUCUAUAUUUUUUCUCUCAAAAUGUCUAAUUCUGUAAAAUUAUUUACCACAAAAGUAUUUUACAAGCUUCAGAUAUUUUUGACGUGAGGCGGAUUCUUCAUACUCUGUCUAAGAGCUGUAACCGUUAUCAUAAACUUGAAGACUUUACAAGUUGUUUUUUUUGGGGGUAGGUUGUAAGUGUAUUUGGUGUUAGCGGGUGGUUUAGUUUAAUCUACUUCACAGGCCAAAUGUUUGUUUUCCUGCCAGAAAAUGUUUUUGUUUUCCUCGCCCUGCGCCCACCCCGAUACUGUAAUAGUGAUAAUUCCAGUUAUGAGAUUCUUUGUAUAAAACAAAAUGGUUGCCACACUCUUGUGAAAUCGAUUUAGACUCAAAAGUGUAAUUGUUAAACAGAGAAAUAAAUCAAUUUGUCCUUUAUAUUGAGGCUUCGGUAAAGGGACGUGAAGUAAAAUCCUCAUUCAGACGGAGGAUAUAGUUUAAAACAAAGACUUUCCAAUUUACUUUUUAUUGUGAAAUUUUGUUUUUUUUAAUUUAGCUGCUUUCCAUGAGAGCAUACUGGUGUAGACUCUGUACUUAUAUGUAUAAUAGCAUUGUUACAUUCUUGGGAACUUAUCAUCUUGUAAUGCACAAGACACGUGCACGCUCUGAGCCUAAUUUAGUACGCUGUCAUGAAAAGGAGUAAUGUUUCAACACAGUAGCUCAAAAACAAGGGGUUCAUUUAAAGGGACAUAAAACCCCAAAUUUGCCUUUCAUGAUUCAGAUAGUGCAUACAAUUUGAAAAUUUCAAAUCUACUUCUUUUAUUGAUUUUGCUAAAUUCUAUUGGCAUCUUUUAUUGAAAGAGCAGCAAUGCACUGCUAAGAACCAGCUGAACACAUUGGUAAGCCAAUGGCAAUAGACAUAUUUGCAGCCACCAAUCUGUAGCUAGCUCCCAGCUCCUGAACCUCCCUAGGUAUGCUUUUCUACAAACUAUACCAAAUGAACAAAGCAAAUGAGAUAAUAGUAAAUUAGAAAUUUGUUCUAAAUUGUAUGUUCUCUCUGAAAUAAAAAUGUUGGGUUUCAUGUUCCUUUGAUAGAAGUUAAUUGGAGAGAGGUUUUUUUUUUUAAAUUGUACGCUCUAUCUCAAUCAUGAAGCUAUAAUUUUGAUUGCCACGUCCCUUUAAGCUGAAGUUGAAUAUUAAUCUAUUUGGGGUUUCAUUUGGACCCAAUUUUGUUCAGUGCUUUUCUGCUGUAACUCGCAAUACCCUGUGUAAAAUAUUUUGUUUCAUUUGUGCCAAAAGAAAAGUCGUUUGGUGCAGUAAAAUGCAGGUAUUUGAUUUACGAAUUAAACAAAAAAAUAUAUUGAAUGAAAUUGCUCUCAAGCCUUAGCUGUCUAACAAUGGCAAAAUUUCCAUCUUUCUAGAAGUUGCAUCAGAGACUUUAUCACUUGAGGUGUGAGACUUCCAAUGCAAAAAAAAAAAUAAUAAAAAUAUUGAAAUGUUUAUGAAAA